Molecule: messenger RNA, 2450 nt
Organism: Anguilla rostrata (American eel)
Lineage: Eukaryota; Metazoa; Chordata; Actinopteri; Anguilliformes; Anguillidae
Product: leptin-B-like
Exons: 2
Coding region: 555-1169 (204 amino acids)
Biological process (GO): signal transduction
Cellular component (GO): extracellular region
Molecular function (GO): hormone activity
Source: RefSeq, a predicted model, not a curated record
GCGCUCAGAGCGGGGUCACGUUGUACGGAUGGACCGUCCCGAACGCGCGGGGUGCUCCUGACCGACCCCAGCUGAACCCUGCGGUGCCAUCCGUAAUGCACGUGCUCAUGGGGCUAAAGAAACUAGCGCUUAUUAGACUGUGCUGUGCUACAUGCAAUUGCAAAAAAAAAACUGACUGCUGGACAUCGGUCCAAAUGCUUGCUUUUCGUUAUACCAAGUGUAAUAAUCAUAUUUGCACUUUUAUUAGUAGUAAUACGCUUUUGCAAGCAUAGGUUCACAACUAUAUAAUUACUUGGUUUUUGAAUGCAAUAUUUUAUCCUACAAAAAUGAGAGCGUGGAGAAGGACGUUGACUUUUAUACCUGUUUAUACCAGUUUCUAAAGUUGAAUUACUUCCGUAAGCUGCCUCUAUUGAGACAGUAAAACAAAUUUUAAACGCAUGUGGAUUCAUCCAGUUUGAUAGUAUGGCACCAGCACUGUGAGAGGAACGUACCAAUGGGAGAAGGGGGGGUGGGCGGGUGGAGGCCGUUCCAGUUGGGUCAAGGGGCAGUAGUGAAUGUUGGAGGUCCCUGGCCGGGUGCUCAGUGUGCGUUUGGGUGCUCAGUGUGCGUUUGGGUGCCCCCGCUGCAGGAGUUCAGACCCAGAGAUGAUGUCCGGCUGCGUGGCGCUCCUCUGCACCUCCCUCCUGGUGCUCCUGCCCCCGGGAGCGGGGGUGCCCCUCUCCGUGGAGACCAUGAAGAGCAACGUCAAGCUGAUGGCGCAGACCACCAUCGUCAGGAUACAGAAGCUCACAGAGGAGUUCCGGAUAUCCCCCAACAUGGUGUUCAGCGGCCUGGAGCUGAUCCCGGACAUCGCCCCGGACAAGGCGUGGGAGGGCCUGUCGGCCAUCGCGCAGGGCCUGCACUCCUUCCAGGUGGUCCUGUCCCACCUGCCGCCGGGCGACGGCAUGGCGCAGGUGCACGCCGACGUCCUGAGCCUCCACGGCGUGGUCCGCUCGCUCGCCGCCUCGCUCGGCUGCCCGCUGCACAAGCCCGCCGGCGACGGCCGCCUGGAGGCCUUCCUCAAGACCAACUCCACCUUCCACGUCACCAUCGGCAACGUGGCCCUGGAGAGGCUGCGGCGCUUCCUGGGCAAGCUGGUCCAGAACCUGGACCAGCUCAAGAGCUGCUGACCCUCGCCCCAGCCGGUGCUACUAGUUCUUUUUCUAAUUAUUAUUAUUAUUAUUAUUAUUGUCCUUUUUUAUUAUUAAUAUUAUUAUUAUUGGUAUUAUUGUUAUUUUGUAGUACUAUCAUCCUCUGAUACGAUAUUUAAUGUAUUUAUAAGAAGCGAUAAAAGGUUUCUCGGUACUGUAUUUUAUACUCUAUUUUUGAUAAUGGAGCACUGACGGAGUUUUGUGUGAGUGAAUGAGAUUAGUCGUGCCGCAUUUUCCAUACGGGCCUCUGCGCGUUUUUCAUAACUGACGGCUGUCAAUAAUCGGUCAAUGUUUCGUUUUUUUUUAAAAAUGAAACGCGUUCUGUAUCUGCGGUCACGCCGGGCUUUUGUAAUGUUAAGGGGUGUGGGGGUGGGGGGGGGGGGUAACGUGCGGAGUCAGCGCAGGUUGUUAUUCGCCGGUUGGCGCCGCGGCGGCAAGUUUCCCGGGGGGCUGAAAUCAGGAGACGCUGUCGAGGAAGAAUACAGCGUGCGGAAUAAAAAAAUAAUUUAAAAACCGAGGACAGCGUGCCACAGAGGUUAGACUGAACUGACCCCCGAAGCUGCGUUGCCAGGCGCUGGGGGGGGCGGGGCUUACACAGGCAGCUCCUGACUGUCUGCAGAGCCUGCGCACCGGCGCAUGGGACUGGUGACUGCGCAAAAAAACCCUCCCUGUCACGGGCACGCUGCACGGUGGUGUAGGGAAGAGCUGGGAGGCGCCUGGCCGGCCCAAGUCAGUUUCCCUUUACGGGAAACAGAGCCAUUCCCGGUAACCCAAAACCAAGAGGGUUAACUUCUUCCUGCUUUCCGUUUCAUUAUGUCUGGUUUUUUUUUUUCCCCAAAAGGGAAUCUAAGAACACGAUCACGUCAGCAGUUCGGCUGCACGGCUCUAAUUUAGCACGCAUCUGCCUGGAGCUUGUAAAAUGUAUUUUACGUUUACUGAAAAAGGUCAUUUGUUUUUUUAAAACCUGGGAAAGUAUUUAGCUGGGUCUACCCAGUAUGAACCAUGUAACUACCCCUCCACCCCUCCCCCCCCCCUUAUGACAUUCCUUUGUAAGAAAUUGGUACAUCCAGUCUAACACUUUCCCCCCAUAAGUUCUCAGAACCAGUCUAGGUGACUUUUAAGCAGUGGCACUUUAAAUAAAUGUUGUUGUUUUUUAAAAAAAUGAAUGUCCUUUCAACUGUUAAAAUAAGUUCUCCUUGCUGCAUUUGGACUGCAUUCUCCGUUACUGAACAAGUAAAACAUUAAAUGAUUUUUCAAUAA